AUGGCUGAAGGUACCUUUCUCGGUACCUACGGUCAUUGCGCCGAGCUCCUGGCGAACGUUCCGCUCUCGGUCCUCCUCGUUACCCUGGUCGCAACUCUCGCUGGUCUGUCCGUCCUGUUCUACAUCACUCUGUACACCGUUGCCCCGAUCCCACGGAAGCCGUUCCCUGAAGAAAAGAAAUAUCGUACGCUCCUGAAGAAUGGAUCGAUCACGGAGCCCCUCGAUUUACCUUGCUGGCAAGAUGCCCUAGACGCUCAAAAAUGCCCCGGUCGGGUUCUCGACCACACCUCGAUGGAGGAAGCCGACUUGUUCAUGUCAUUGGUAGUACCCGCAUAUAAUGAGGAAGACCGUCUGGCGGGCAUGCUGGAAGAGGCAGUGGAUUACCUGGAAAAGGUCUAUGGCACGGUAACAAACUCCGCCAAUGGCGCUGAGACCGUUACGGCGGAAAAGGCAGUGCGUCAACGGAAACAGGCCAAUGGGCACACCAAUGGUUCUGCGACUCAUCGUCCGGUACAUGACAACAAGGGGUGGGAAAUCAUUAUUGUCUCUGAUGGCUCCAAGGACAAGACAGAAGAGAUAGCAUUUACAUUCGCUCGUGAUCAUCAACUCUCAAUGCACCCCAAGGGCUACGCCGGCCCUUGGACUUCGGGGACGCAUGAGGGUGUCCGCAUUCCCCCGGGCACUAUCCGGGUGGUGUGUCUGACAGAGAACAGGGGCAAGGGUGGAGCCGUCACCCACGGCAUGCGACAUGUCCGUGGCCAGUAUGUUGUAUUUGCAGAUGCCGACGGUGCGAGCAAAUUCGAGGAUCUAGGAAAGCUUGUCGCGGCCUGCCAGGAAAGCGAGGACGCGAAAGGACGCGGAGUGGCUGUUGGAUCUCGGGCACACAUGGUGGGAAGUGAAGCUGUAGUCAAGCGCUCGAAGCUGCGCAACUUCCUCAUGCAUUCAUUUCAUCUGAUCUUGUGGCUGCUGACACCCUCCAAGACGGCCACUAUUAAGGAUACGCAAUGUGGAUUCAAGCUGUUUUCCCGGGCGUCGCUGCCGUACAUUAUUCCUUAUAUGCACUCCGAGGGAUGGAUCUUCGACGUGGAGAUGCUUAUGCUCGCCGAAUUUGCCGACAUCCCCGUGGCCGAGGUGCCCGUUGGAUGGAGAGAGGUCAAGGGCAGCAAGUUGAAUGUAAUCCGCGAUAGCAUCGGCAUGGCUUGGGGGCUGGCUGUCCUGCGAGCUGCAUGGUUACUUGGCGUUUAUCGGCGUACUUGA
Molecule: messenger RNA, 1257 nt
Organism: Aspergillus tubingensis
Lineage: Eukaryota; Fungi; Ascomycota; Eurotiomycetes; Eurotiales; Aspergillaceae
Product: dolichyl-phosphate beta-glucosyltransferase
Exons: 3
Coding region: 1-1257 (418 amino acids)
Cellular component (GO): endoplasmic reticulum membrane
Source: RefSeq, a predicted model, not a curated record